Molecule: messenger RNA, 6214 nt
Organism: Ectocarpus siliculosus
Lineage: Eukaryota; Phaeophyceae; Ectocarpales; Ectocarpaceae
Source: the annotation of a GenBank genome assembly
AUGCUCUUGGUGAUGGAGGACUACCCCCGGGAUGUGAACACGUACGGGGGGGAGAGCUCCGCAGCUUUGGAAGACAAAACCAUCGCGUGGACCGUACCGGCCCUGACGGAGGGGUCGGCGAUGAGCUUGGAGUUUCGGCUGGACCUCUGCGGCUACUGCGACACGUACAACAACGGGAGCUUCAACCCCAUCGACACCUUCCAAUACGAGGACUCCGAGGGCAACGAGCCGAACGACCGCAAGUCGGGCUACCAGCUCAAGUUGGACUGCGCCGGUAUCGAGGGGAACCCCGUGGAAUCGAUCAACGCCACCCCUGCGCCGGUCCGGCCCCCCACCCCCUCCCCGACGGCGGUGGCAACGCCGGGGACUUCCGAGGUGACGAUGGCCCCAUCGCGGGAGGGAGCAUCCACGGCCGCACCGACAGGGAUGGCGACGGACCCGUCGCUCGAGGCAGCCACGCCGGCACCGUCAUCGAUCGUUUCCGCCACACGCGGGCCGUUCAAGGUAACGAUGGCUCCAUCGCUGGAGGCAACGACGGCCGCACCGACAGGGAUGGCGACGGACCCAUGGCUUGAUGCAGCCACGUCGGCACCGUCUACGGUCGCGACCGCCUCACCGACGGAGAUGGUCACGGACCCAUGGCUUGAGGGAGUCACGCCGGCACCGAGUACGCAAACGACGGCCGGACCGACGGAGCUGGUGACGGACCCGUUGCUUGAGGCAGACGCGCCGGCACCGACUACGGGAACCACGGCGGCACCCACGGAGAUGGCGAUGAACCCAUCGCUUGAGGCAGCCACGCCGACACCGUCUACGGUAGCGUCGGCCGCACCGACAGAGAUGGUGAUGGACCCCUCGCUUGAGGCAGUCGCGCCGGCACCGUCUACGGUAGCGUCGGCCGCACCGACAGAAAUGGCGAUGGACCCCUCGCUUGAGGCAGACCCGCCGGCACCGACUCUGGUGACGACGGCCGCACCCACGGAGAUGGCGACGGACCCAUUGCUUCAGGCAGCCACGCCGGCACCGACUACGGGAACCACGGCGGCACCCACGGAGAUGGCGAUGAACCCAUCGCUUGAGGCAGCCACGCCGACACCGACUACGCGAACGACGGCCGCACCGACAGAAAUGGUGAUGGACCCCUCGCUUGAGGCAGACGCGCCGGCACCGACUCUGGUGACGACGGCCGCACCCACGGAGAUGGCGACGGACCCAUUGCUUCAGGCAGCCACGCCGACACCGACUACGGGAACCACGGCGGCACCGACGCAGAUGGCCACGGACCCGUCGCUUGAGGCAGUCGCGCCGGCACCGACUACGGGAACGAUGGCUCCAUCGCUGGAGGCCACCACCGCUUCACCCACGGAGAUGGCGUUGGACAAGUCGCUUGAGUCAGUCACGCCGGCACCGAGUACGCAAACGACGGCCGGACCGACGGAGCUGGUGACGGACCCGUUGCUUGAGGCAGACGCGCCGGCACCGACUACGGGAACCACGGCGGCACCCACGGAGAUGGCGAUGGACCCAUCGCUUGAGGCAGCCACGCCGACACCGUCUACGGUAGCGUCGGCCGCACCGACAGAGAUGGUGAUGGACCCCUCGCUUGAGGCAGUCGCGCCGGCACCGAGUACGGAAACGACGGCCGGACCGACGGAGUUGGUGACGGACCCGUUGCUUGAGGCAGACGCGCCGGCACCGACUACGGGAACCACGGCGGCACCGACGGAGAUGGCCACGGACCCAUUGCUUCAGGCAGCCACGCCGACACCGACUACGCGAACGACGGCCGCACCGACAGACUCUGCAACGGCCUCACCGAGUAUCACUACCUCCUCGCUUGGUAUGACUCAAGCACCGGUUUCCGUAACUCAAGCACCGACCCCUGGAACUCAAGCGCCGGUCCCUGGAACUCAAGCACCGUCGGAGGCUAGCGAGGAAGAGGCAUCCCCGCCGCCAGUGCUCGAGGGCGAAGGCAGCGGCAGCAACGACGACGACGGCGGCAGCGACGACUCCGAGUACGAUUCGACCGGCGCGCCGACGCCGGUGGGCGAGGACGGUAGUCGGGGGAUGAUUUUCACUGCGAGUCCGUCUGCCGCUCCAAGCAGCGCCCCAACGUCUGGAGGAAACGAGUCUUCGCGGGGGAUCACGCUGGAGAUUCAGUCGAUCUUCGAAGCCAGGAGGAGGAGAAGAGCGCUGUCCUCCGAGGUGUCGCAUGACGGCUCUUCUGAACGGCGGGCGCUCUCUGUGGUGUAUGAGGAAGACGCUGAAGCGUACGACGAGACCAUGGUGGAUGUGUGCGCAUACAUGGUGGGGGUCGAUAGAGAACGCGUCAUAUCGGUGUGGACGUCCUUUGGUCCUGACGGCGCCGCUGAGGACGCCGCCCGUCGGGGCUUGAUGACGUCAUCGAGCUCUUCCGACGAGGCUAUCAUGGCCACGCAGCUUACACCAGUGACUACCUGCGAGGUGGACCUGAGCGGGGAGGGCGACACGAGAUCGAUGGCAGCCGCGACGAUGGUGGACCGGUUGAUGCAGCCCGAAAACUUCGUGCUCGCAAUGGACGAGAACCAAUUCGGGCCGGUCAACGUCGUAGUCACUUCGGGCCCGACCAAAUGGCGCAAGUCCAAGCCCGCCGAGUCAGAGCGGUACUCUGUCAAGUCUCCCCCGAACACCAAGGACGGCGGCGGGGCCGGCCUCGCCGUGCUCUCACCGCAACGGUACGAACGGUCGGCGACUGCGACAUCCCCCAUCCCCGACGGAAGCAGCCCUAGCUGCCUGUCCCCCGGUCGUUCGCCGGUGCCGCCGCAGGCGGGACCAAGGCCGAAGCACUCUGGCCGGAAGCGCACCCCCCCGCCUAGGCUGUCGACCUCCCCCGGCCGGGGGGGAGACGUGCCUGUGGAGCCCCCGUCGCCCGGGGAGGCGGACUGGCGGCACAAGUUCGGUCUCGGUCCUCUGAGGGACUACACCUACCGCAGCGCACCCAUAUCCCCCCGACGGUCUCCCCUCUCUGUGGGAUCUGCGUCACAGUCGGCUGGCGAGCCUUUCUACACGAGCUACCAGGACCAUGUGGUGGCGGCGGCAGACGGGAGCAUGGGCGGGAAGGUCGGAUUAACGCCGCUUGCGGACGACGCCAGCGCCGCCAUGGAAAGCCAGGUUCAUUGGCACGUGUCGGACGAAGUAGACGCCAGCGUGCAGCACAACAACGACCCCGUGGUGCGGUCAUCUUUGGCCAAGGCCGGGACGGUGAUCGCGAACGCUAUCACUUCGCCUCGCAAGGAGCUCAACCGCCUGAAAGAAGCGCUCAACAGGCCGUCGCGGCUGCAGGCGUGCCACUCGACAAGCCCGACCGUCACGGCCUCCAGCGCCGACCCCAGCUCCAUGCCCGGCUUCUUCGGCAGCGAGGGCGGCUUCAGCCCGGGGGGCAACAACAACGCCUUCGGCGGCAGCAGCAGCGGCAACCUCAACGCGCGCGCGAGUUCUCCUAUCUACGAGAUCGACCUGGAGGCUGACGAGAACGGCGGCGCUGCUGCGUCUGCUGCUGCUGCUGCUGCUUCCGCGGCCGGAAGGGGGCUCGCGGACGGCGGUGCGUCCGAGGGCGGGGGCGCUGCGGAUGGUAGCACCACCCCCAGAAGGGGCCGUGCGGGAAGUGCUUCGUUCGGCACGACCGGCGAAGACCCGGACGUGCCCACGCCGCUCAGGACCCACAAGGCCGGGCGAAACAUGUUCGCGAAGGCCCCGGGGUCUUCCUCGAAGUCGCGUGGGGGCAGGGGGGCAGGAGGAAGCUCCCACGGGGCAACGACCCCCACGUCUCCGUCCAACAGAUCGACGUGCACCGAUCGGUCUGGGGGCGGCGGCGGCGACGGCGGUGAGGGGGUAGAGGGGGGGUUCUCGGUGUUGGCGACGGCGGCGGCGUUUGCUGAGGUGAGGGUGGGAGUGGAGUCGCCGACUGGUCGCGCCGUGCGUGCGCUUGCCGCCGGCGGCGGCGGCGACUCUGACAAGAGCGUUGUCGCUGACAAGAGCGGCGACAGCGUCGUGUCCGACGAAGGGCCUCCGGGGAUGCCGUCCCUCCCCGCCGCCAAUCACGGCGAAACCUCUGGGAAACCCUAUGAUGUCUCGAGAACGGCCGCGGCCGCUGCAGUCGCGGCCGGGGCCGUCGCCGCCGCGAAGGCGUACGACAUUCGCGAGAAGCCCGACGGAGAAGAAGACACCGGUGAGGGUGCUGACCUCGCCCUUUCCCCUCGCGGUGCCCCUCCUCCUGCACCUUUCGGGGGCAUGCUUUCUGGCUUCGGGUGUAUGGCGCCCCAGCUUUCUCCGGGGAAGGGGGCCGCGCGUCUGUCGCCGAGGGCCGGCAGCCGUCUGCCGGAGAUCGACGACGAUGACAGCAGCUUGGCCGAGGAGGAGGAGGAGAUGGAGGAGAACGAGGAAGUCGCCGGGAGACGUGCGCCUGGGAGUUGCUCGCCCCUUUCGCGGCCGCAGCUCAACUCCGGGCCUGAUGACGGCCGCGGCGAGCGUGUCGGCCAGGGGGAAGCAUCGGCGUCUGCGGUGUCCCUCGAGAAGGCGCUCGAUCUGUCUCGCUCGCGGACGAUGACCCCCGAACUCAAGCCGAUCGCCGAGAUGGCGGACAGCGGGUCCUUCACCGAUUCGGAGGCCGGCAGCGACGUGAGCUCGUGCUUGUCGUCCAUGAGCGGCAGGAGCGGGUACCGGGUCCCCCGCGACCCGGCCGCUCUCCUCGCGGCGGCGAUGGAGAAGGCCGGCCAGGUAGCGGCGAUCCCCCCGCCGUCCUCCGGGAGCCACGGCAGGUCUCUCAGCUCGGUGCAAGAGGUCCCGAUGGAAGGCGUCCCGCUGCCCGGGCUUGCUACCCCCGAGAUUGACGAUGAGUGCGACCUCAAGGCGUCGGCGGCAUCGGCAUCGGGCGCGGCCGGUUCUUGUCAGGAUGAGUCGUCGGUUGGAGAGGACGCGGACAAGCCCCCCGCGUUCUCUCUGAAGAACGCUCUGUCGGCGUUCCUCGGCCGUAAGGAUAACGGCGGUAUUGUGGCACCGGCCGAUUCCGUCGAUCAAGAGGAAGAGGAAGAAGGCGACGAGGAACAGGAAGAGGGAGAGGAGGAAGAAGCGGAAGAGGAAGAGGCCAUCGGUACCGUUACGAUCGAUGCCGCAGACGACUCUUCUCCCCCCGACUUCGCCAGGUCUCCCGAGUCCCACACGCUGGACAUGUGGCCCGAAGCCAUCGGCGAAACGCAGUCGAAGUCAUCGCUCGACGAAGGGUUCGUGGACGUGAAGAUCUCGCACGUGGCGAUGGAGGAGGAGGACGACGACGACGACACCGAUGACGAGGCCAUGUUACUCCAGGAACCGGCUCAAGGCCCUGCCGCCGACACCCCCACGCUCGUGAUCCAGACUGAAGAAGCCGACGCGUCCUUGAAGCCUGGGCAGACCCCGUUCUCGAGGGCAGCGAUGAACCUGCAGAGUCCCGGGCCCGACUCCCCUAGGGCGCUCCAGGGGGUUCCAAUGCCGGCCUUGCCAAUGCCACCGUCUCCCUCGAUGCCCAAGGCACCCAUGACCCUUCAAACCCCGAAGACAGCGGUAAACUCGCGCCACAUCUCUGACGCGAGCCCGAUGUACGACCGGGAGACCAUCGCCAGGGCAAUGGCACAGGCGGACGAAGAGCAAGACGGCGACAGCGACAUCGUGGUGUCCAGGGUGGAGUGGCCGAGCGAGAGGCGGAUUAACUCGUACACCGACAGCAGCGUUAGCGGCAUGAGCGAGAUGACCAGCAGCAGUGGCAGCGGCAGCGGAGGGGACGGCGGCGACGGCAACGCCAACAAGAAGGCCGGCCACGGGUUCUAAGGCUUGAUUGAUGUUGAGAAGGAAGACGACGGUAGAAUGUUAAGCAAAGGCUGGUUCGCAUGGCGGUAGUAUGCUGCCGUGUGGGAGGUAUGGUGGGGGGGAUACCACUCACUGUUGACAUACAGAUAUUAUGGUUGUUUGCGGACGUCCGCCUCUCAAGGAGACCGGCAACAGGAAGUGCUGCUGUGGUUAUUGGGCUGGUGAUGCUCAGUCUGGGGGGGGGGAAGUGUACGUGUAUUAACCAGGCCCUCGCCGGAUGCAUUCAUCCUCCGUCUUUCUAUGAAGCUCGUCGUUUUGUCAAUGAAGCGGUACCGUUGUGAAAGGGGUAGACUACUUGUAGGGCGAAUACAUGUUUGAUUGUUCGCGGGCGGGU